Messenger RNA from Ostreococcus lucimarinus CCE9901, 807 nucleotides. RefSeq lists its product with no specific name. Gene Ontology annotation, biological process: coenzyme A biosynthetic process. The transcript has a single exon. Gene Ontology annotation, cellular component: cytosol; nucleus. Gene Ontology annotation, molecular function: pantothenate kinase activity; ATP binding. NCBI's taxonomy places the organism in Eukaryota, Viridiplantae, Chlorophyta, Mamiellophyceae, Mamiellales, Bathycoccaceae. The record is from RefSeq and is a predicted model, not a curated record. Bases 1 to 807 code for a protein of 268 amino acids.
AUGUGCCGCGCGCGCGAUGGGAUUUUACGGCGAUGCGGAUUCGCGGAUUGCUUUCGCGGCGUGAAGGCGGCGGAGAACGCGACGGCGCUGCGAGCGCUGGCGGGCGCGCUGGCGGCGACGGACGGGAUCGAGGACGACGGCGAACGGCUUUUGGCGCUCGUGCGAGGAGUGUUCGCGGGAAAUAUAUUUGAUUUGGGCGCGGCGUCGAGCGCGGAUUUAUACGACACCGACGGCGUGGACUUUGCGUCGACGGUGAACGGAUUGAAGCCGCGACCGUGGUGCGUCGACGAUUUCGACGCGCUGCGAGCGCGAUUCGCGACGAAGACGCACGCGAAGGCGAUCGUGUUCGUCGACAACGCUGGUGCAGACGUGUGCUUGGGGAUGAUUCCGUUCAUUCGCGAACUGCUUCGACGAGGCACCGAAGUCGUCGUCGCGGCGAACGAGACGCCUUCGAUCAACGACGUCACCGCUCUCGAGAUGCGUGAACAAAUAAUUCCAGCUUUGCUCGAGAUGGGCGAUAGCGUACUGCGCGAUGCGAUCGUGGGAAAGCGCAUGCGUGUCGUGUCGUCGGGGAGCGACAUGCCGGUGAUCGACCUGAGGUACUUGUCCGCCGAGGCGUGCGCCGAAGCUGAGACUUGCGAUUUGCUCGUGCUCGAGGGCAUGGGACGCGGCAUCGAGACGAAUUUAUGGGCCAAGUUCGUAAAAAUAGACGCCUUGAAGCUCGGUAUGGUGAAGCACUUGGAAGUCGCGGAGCUUUUAGACGGUGAGCUUUACGACUGCGUGUGUAAGUUUGACGUCGGGCGCUGA